Pararge aegeria (speckled wood butterfly) is the source of this 711-nucleotide messenger RNA. RefSeq lists its product as uncharacterized. The record is from RefSeq and is a predicted model, not a curated record. The coding region runs from base 1 to 711 and encodes 236 amino acids. Lineage: Eukaryota; Metazoa; Arthropoda; Insecta; Lepidoptera; Nymphalidae. Gene Ontology annotation, molecular function: metal ion binding. The transcript has 2 exons.
AUGGACAGCAACCAGUAUCAACGCGCUGUCUGCCUCAAAAUAGAAGUCCAACCGUCCCUGCCACAGGAACCACCACCACGUGAUAUAUUAUUAGAAAAUUUUAAAGUGAAGCAAGAAAUAGUAGACCUUGAAUAUGAAAUCAACCAAAAAUCACCUCUAACAGACAGCCAUAGUUCUGAAAACACCGGACAUUCAAAUGUUCAUCCAAGCAAAAUAUGCAGAGACUUCAUAAGAGGAACAUGCAAACGCGAGGGAACAUGUAAAUACGCGCACAAGUAUGACCUGUCCCAACUCGAAGGGGUGUACACCUUCUGCAGGAAGUUUCAAAAUUCUCACAGGGUUAAUAAUAUGAUGCAGCUACCACCCCCGCAUGAUUCAUUUAUGCCGAAUAUCAGAAUAAAUUUUUCCCAUCCACCUCCAACUCUGCGUCCACCACAUCAAUUAGAAAAAGCAAUGCUAGCUUCUCCUCCACCAAUAUGUACUAUGGAUGCUGUUCGUUACUCGGGAGAACAUAAACCCCGAAUAACUACUGGAUAUAUUAAAGGCAUAAAGCGCGAAUGGAGUAAUUCAGAGCCAUUCGCUGCGCCGCCGUGCGACCUCGUCUACAAUGAACGAUUGUCCAAAAAAUGCAAACAUUGCGAUAUCAUGGAGUUCAGGUUGAAUCACAACCUUAAAAAGUUAUAUGAGUUGCGCGAUUCGAAAAUAUGCUGA